AUGAACUCUCUACUUUUCAUCGUCUGCGUCGCUUUCAAAUUUGCUCUGGCAGAUGUCUUCGUGUUUGACCUUCACCCGCCUUCGAGCCCAUCCACUUGUAUGGGCUUUGUCAACUCGAGCAUCAACGCCCCCAGCACGCUCACCCCGUGCUUCACCUCCCUCCCAACCCGGCCGAACCCGCCCACCCAAGGCUUCUUCGCGAUCUACCCCACAUCUGUCGCCCAGUCCGGGGACUUUGGUUCAGUCGCGGUCAACAUGGUCACCAGCUCGAGCACAAACCUCUGUCUGACCGUCCCCGGCGGCAACAUCGACGACAACGUGCAAGUCCAGGCGCAGACAUGCCUCAGCCCGGCCAAGAAUCGGCAGUUGUGGCGGAUGCUCAACGGUCCGUCGUCAAACACGGUCAUCAUCCAAUGGGACGCGCAGGGCAAGUGUCUGACCAAAGCAGGAACAACGGUCACAACGGUGGACUGCAACGGCUCCACCUCUCAGGUUUGGGCAGUCACAUUUGGGGUUACGCGUUAA
This is a messenger RNA of Mycena indigotica, 525 nucleotides long. RefSeq lists its product as uncharacterized. Bases 1 to 525 code for a protein of 174 amino acids. NCBI's taxonomy places the organism in Eukaryota, Fungi, Basidiomycota, Agaricomycetes, Agaricales, Mycenaceae. The record is from RefSeq and is a predicted model, not a curated record. The transcript has 5 exons.